This is a messenger RNA of Haliotis rubra (blacklip abalone), 1081 nucleotides long. Its product is annotated as transmembrane emp24 domain-containing protein 2-like. Lineage: Eukaryota; Metazoa; Mollusca; Gastropoda; Lepetellida; Haliotidae. Gene Ontology annotation, biological process: Golgi organization; intracellular protein transport; endoplasmic reticulum to Golgi vesicle-mediated transport. The record is from RefSeq and is a predicted model, not a curated record. Bases 89 to 703 code for a protein of 204 amino acids. Gene Ontology annotation, cellular component: endoplasmic reticulum-Golgi intermediate compartment; endoplasmic reticulum; COPII-coated ER to Golgi transport vesicle. The transcript is spliced from 4 exons.
CACUAUCGCAUGCGCAGAUUAGAGUUACGUGGCAAGCCGCUGCACGCUGAGUAUCAAACCGGCAAAACAGUGUUGAUUUUCAGUCAUCAUGGAUCCUAUUGAAAUGUUAUCGUUACUUGUGAUUUGCCUACUUUCCUUCACACAAAUUCAGGGAUAUUUCAUUCACAUAGAUGCUCAUGCCGAAGAAUGCUUCUUCGAUAAAGUCACGUCAGGAACCAAGAUGAGCCUUAUGUUCGAAGUGGCAGAAGGAGGCUUCCUGGACAUUGACGUCAAGAUAUAUGGACCAGAGGGUAAAGUGAUCCACUCAGGAGACCGUGAGUCCAAUGGCAAAUACACAUUUGCUGCCCACAUGGAUGGUGUCUAUAAAUACUGCUUCAGCAACAAGAUGUCCACCAUGACGCCGAAGAUUGUUAUGUUUACUAUGGAUAUUGGAGAAAAACCCAAAGAUCAAGACAAUAUGGAAACAGAUGCUCACCACAACAAGCUGGCAGAGAUGAUUAAUGAGCUUUCCACAGCUCUGACUGGCGUGAAACACGAACAGGAAUAUAUGGAAGUCAGAGAGAGAAUCCAUAGAGCUAUCAACGACAACACUAACUCCCGUGUGGUGCUAUGGUCAUUCUUCGAGGCUCUGGUGCUGGUUGCGAUGACACUAGGACAGGUCUACUAUCUUAAGAGAUUCUUUGAAGUGCGACGUGUGGUGUAAGAGCCCAGAGACAAGGAUGGAUCUCAUUCUCAUUGUAUACAAUCAUCAUCACCAUCACAUCCCUCACGUCAUUAAUCCAACCCUUAAUCCAAUUGAGCUCAUUGUCAUGCACCUCUUGUACACCACCACAGCUGGCACAUUGGUUUUGAAUGGAGACUUCCUUAAUGAAGAAAAGAGGUUUUAGUGUAAUAAUUAUGUUCCAACAUUUGUAGACGACAGUAUUGUGGGAAAUCAAACUUGUACAAGCAUCAUGAACGACUGUGUUAAAUUAGUUUAUUUCCUAUGUUAAAUCUGAAUAGAUGGUGAAAGUUUGUAAUUGAAAUGUAUGUUAUUUAUUUUGUUUUUGAGCCAAUAAACUCAAGGAAGUUCAAUAUAUUA